GGAUAUAAGGGUGGCCGGGGCUGCAGACGGGUACCCUGGAGGGAUUGUUGCGGAGCCGGAACCAUGGUGCUGAGCUCGGGUGACAAGGCCAACGUGAAGUCCGUGUGGAGCAAGGUGCAAGGCCACCUGGAGGACUAUGGCGCCGAGACCCUGGACAGGAUGUUCACCGUCUUCCCCCAGACCAAGACCUACUUCUCGCACUUCGACGUUCACCACGGCUCCACCCAGAUUCGGAGCCACGGCAAGAAGGUGAUGCUCGCCCUGGGGGAUGCCGUGAACCACAUCGAUGACAUCGCCACGGCUCUCAGCGCUUUGAGCGACAAGCACGCCCACAUCCUACGCGUGGAUCCCGUCAACUUCAAACUGCUGAGCCACUGCUUGCUGGUGGUCGUGGCCAGACACCACCCCACCCUCUUCACCCCCGACGUCCACGUCUCCCUGGACAAGUUCAUGGGCACUGUGAGCACUGUGCUGACCUCCAAGUACCGUUAGGCGGCGGCCUCGGCCGGGCUGGCCUCCGCAGGCCCCUGUGCGCAGCAGCUGAGCAGCCCAAUGAUCUGAAAUAAAAGCCGCUGCCUGGCGCUCCA
Caretta caretta (loggerhead turtle) is the source of this 587-nucleotide messenger RNA. RefSeq names its product hemoglobin subunit alpha-A. Gene Ontology annotation, cellular component: blood microparticle; hemoglobin complex; haptoglobin-hemoglobin complex. Gene Ontology annotation, biological process: oxygen transport; hydrogen peroxide catabolic process. NCBI's taxonomy places the organism in Eukaryota, Metazoa, Chordata, Testudines, Cheloniidae. The record is from RefSeq and is a predicted model, not a curated record. Gene Ontology annotation, molecular function: organic acid binding; oxygen carrier activity; haptoglobin binding.